ACCGAAAGCGCAAACGCAUUCAUUAAAAAAAACAAUAAACAGAGAUAGCACGAGAGUCCACGUGCAAGGGGAAGAAAGAAUCAAAAUUCCAAAUAACAAAACUAUGGCAAAAGACAAUGAAGGCGAUGCUUAGUGUCGAAAGCAAGAAAACCUUCUGCAGUAGAUGAGCCCAGCCACUUCCAUUAUUCACACUAGGCUUUUUUUCAGUACUUUUCUUUUCUGUUUCAUUCUAUCCCCCACCCACCCACUCACUCAUCAUCAAUAAUCUCUUCCAGAAUGUAACAAAUUUUCAUUCCAACGCAUAACGCACUCUUCUCCUACUACUUCAUUUCAACUCAUUUGAUUUGAUUUAAUUAAUUUAUUGUUUGUUUACCAUUAAUAUUUAAUAUUAUAAAUAAAAAUAUUAAUGAUAUGAUGAUGAAUCGAAGAUGAAAUUAUUUGGUAUCUCCUCCCAUUCUACUCUGUUCAGAGGGGGAGAAAAGAUGGCAUUUCAGCGGCGGCGCCACCACUUCUACCAACGCUUCCGUCUUAUGAUUCCGAUGAUUUCUGCCGUCGCUGCCGCUCUACUCUUUCUCUUCGCUGUGCUUUCUUUCCUAGCUCCUUCUCCCAUCGAAUCCGAUCAAAUGCACCGGAGACGCCACUACACCGCGUUUAACGGUAAAGCGAAUGAUGCGAUUGGAAAACCUGUGUUUCACGUUCCGAAAGAUGGAGGAAAGAUGAGUCACGAUGUGUGGAGUUCUAGAAAUUCGGAGCACUUCUAUGGCUGCAGCAAUGCCAGCAGCAAGUUUCCAAAAGCUCAUGUGACUACGAGGCCUAAUCGGUAUUUGUUGAUUGCAACUAGUGGAGGCUUGAAUCAACAAAGAACUGGGAUUACAGAUGCUGUUGUUGUUGCGCGAAUUUUGAAUGCUACUCUGGUUGUUCCAAAAUUGGAUCAACGAUCUUACUGGAAAGAUUCUAGUAACUUCUCAGAGAUCUUCGAUGUUAAUUGGUUUACCUCAUAUUUAUCAAAUGAUGUCAAAAUUAUCAAGCAACUCCCAAGUAUUACUAAGGGUAGGAAAGCAUUAUCUGCAUACAACAUGCGUGUUCCCAGGAAAUGUAACGAGAGAUGUUACAUAAAUCGUAUACUGCCUGUACUCGUGAAAAAGCGUGCUGUUCAACUCAACAAGUUUGACUACAGGCUUGCAAACAGGUUGGAUACUGAGUAUCAGAAGUUGAGAUGCAGAGUUAAUUACCAAGCUCUAAGAUUUACUGAUCCAAUACAAGAAAUGGGUGAAAAAUUGGUCAAGCGGGUGAGGAUGAGAAAGAAGCAUUACAUUGCAUUGCAUUUGAGAUUUGAACCUGAUAUGCUUGCAUUUUCUGGAUGUGACUAUGGUGGAGGAGAGAAGGAGCAGAAAGAACUGAGCACAAUAAGGAGGAGAUGGAAAACACUACAUAAAAGCAAUCCUGAUAGGGCCAGGAGGCAGGGGAGAUGCCCGUUAACCCCAGAAGAAGUUGGUCUAAUGCUAAGAGCAUUGGGAUAUGGUUCUGAUGUUCAUAUUUAUGUUGCAUCUGGAGAAGUAUAUGGAGGGGAAAAAACAUUGGCACCUCUCAAAGCAUUAUUUCCUAAUUACCAUUCAAAAGAAACCAUUACUACCAAGGAAGAACUAGAACCAUUUUCUUCGUUUUCUUCUCGCAUGGCUGCACUUGAUUUUAUUGUUUGUGAUGAAAGCGAUGUGUUUGUCACCAAUAACAAUGGUAACAUGGCUAAAAUAUUAGCUGGACGAAGGAGAUACUUUGGGCACAAACCAACCAUUCGUCCUAAUGCUAAAAAACUCUACAGAUUAUUCUUGAACAGAAGUAAUUUGACUUGGGAUGUUUUUGCUUCUAGUGUCCGAACUUUCCAGAAAGGAUUCAUGGGUGAGCCAAAAGAGCUUAGACCUGGUAGAGGCGGGUUUCAUGAAAAUCCAUCUACAUGCAUAUGUGAAGAUUCUGUGGCCAAAGCGGCCAAAAAUUCUGGACCUAGAAAAUUUUCAAACAAGAAAGCGAGUGAAGUGGAUGUUGAUGAUAAUGAUAAUGAUGAUGAUGAUAACGAUAAUGAUAAUGAUGAUGAUGACCAGAAUGAUCUUACAGAUAAAGAUAUGUUCAAUGAAACAAUGUCAGACUAUGAAACUCUGAACUUUGAGGAUCCAGAGUUGGAGGAAAUUAUAUCAGACUAGUGAAGCUGCAGUAUUCAGCGGUGGCAGAUAUAUCUGCUGACUCUUUUUGUCAUAACUUCUUAAGCAGCAGCUGCUUGUUUGAAAGUUGCUAAUAAAGCCUACAUACCGGAAACAGAAAAAAAAACAUAUUUUUCAAUACAGGCUGAGCUGAACUUGAAGUGGCUAGUAUGAAGACAUCUUGAAAAUUUAAUCAUAGGAACAAUUUGUGCAUUUUUAAGAGCAUCAUGGCCUCGAUUUGAUGCUGAAUUUUGUUGGUGUUUGGACUUAUAAAUAUCUGGAAAGAGGGGUUGAUCAGAGUUGAGUAUUGAGUGGAAUGGAAUGACCGCCGUUCGACUUUUAGCUGCAUACAUCAUUGAGUUUGUUAGGAAGUAGGAAAAUCUGUAUAUUUUCGUUGAGAAUUUGUUGGACAUAUACUUUCGUGCAUAUCUAUUUUGACAUUGACACUGUCAAUUUACUUACAGAAGCAACAGGAUACCAACUUAA
Vicia villosa (hairy vetch) is the source of this 2678-nucleotide messenger RNA. RefSeq names its product O-fucosyltransferase 16-like. The transcript is spliced from 10 exons. Lineage: Eukaryota; Viridiplantae; Streptophyta; Magnoliopsida; Fabales; Fabaceae. The record is from RefSeq and is a predicted model, not a curated record. Bases 429 to 2195 code for a protein of 588 amino acids.